Molecule: messenger RNA, 2220 nt
Organism: Varanus komodoensis (Komodo dragon)
Lineage: Eukaryota; Metazoa; Chordata; Lepidosauria; Squamata; Varanidae
Gene: FASTKD4
Product: transforming growth factor beta regulator 4
Exons: 11
Coding region: 143-2038 (631 amino acids)
Biological process (GO): regulation of mitochondrial mRNA stability; mitochondrial RNA processing
Cellular component (GO): ribonucleoprotein granule; mitochondrial matrix
Molecular function (GO): RNA binding
Source: RefSeq, a predicted model, not a curated record
UUGGUGUGGCGCCGCUCGAGGUCAGGCUGCAGGCCGAGGCUCGGCGGCGGCUCCGUCGGUCGAUCCUUGGAGAUGAGUUGAAGCCAGCCCAGUGGUCCUCCCCUUUUCCAUCCGCCCUGCUGCCCACGCGUCUAGGCAUAAAAUGGCAGCCAAGCUGCUGUUCCGUUGGUGUCCGCUCCACAGGGUCUCACCGCCGUGCGUUCGAGCAGCCCGGGCGUUCUCGAGAAGCAAGAAGCUGAGCCCCAGAAUGCCGCUUCUGGCCCCUCUGGCCCCACUGGCCACUUGCAGCCUCUUGAGGCAGACGGACAAGCUCUGCCCCAUGGAGCAGGCAGUCCAGAUGCCCACGGAGCACGCGAAGCUGGAGGACCUCAUUGACACGUCUGCCGCCCCGGAGGACCUCCUGCAUUUAGUGGAUGUGUAUUCUGUGAACACGAACCAGGCAGCCCGGAUGGUCAUUCGGCUCUCCUGGAUUGUGGCAGAGCAACAGCUAGACCCUGGCAAGGUUGUGGAGGAUGCCCGCUUCCAGCAGCUGCUUCAGGUCAUACACAAGCAGGUCUCUCAGGUGUGGAGCAGGGCCCUGGUGAACGUGCUGAAGAGCCUGUACUUGCUGGGGCUGGAACAGAGCAAGCUGGAGCUGCUGUCGGUCGAGCAGGAAGUGCGCUGGCGGAUCCGGCGCCUGCCCUUCCAGCACCUCGUCUCCCUGGCAGAUCACAUUGUCAGCCAUGCCCAGCAGGGCAAGCAGAGCGAGCUGCUGGGGGACCUGUUGAAGCACCUGGAGCUGCGUUGGGCGGAGAUCGAGGACACCAGGACGGUGGUGACCCUGAUGAGCAAAGUGGGGCCCUUCUCACCAGCCCUGAUGGAGCGCCUGGAGGACAAGAGCCUGGAGCUGGCCGAGCAGUUCACCACUGAAGACACCCGCAGAGUCGCCAUGGCCUUGGCGUUUCAGAACCGCCGGUCCAUCCCGCUGCUCCGGGCAAUCUCGUACCACCUGGUCCAGAAGCAGUUUUCACUGAGCCCAAGCGCGCUGCUGGACCUGACGUUCGCCUUCGGGAAGCUGAACUUCCACCAGACCCAGGUGUUCCAGAAGGUGGCCUCGGAGCUCCUCCCGCACCUGCCUGCUCUGACGCCAAGUGACGUGGUGCGCUGUGCCAAGUCCUUCAGCUACCUGAAGUGGCUCAGCGUUCCUCUCUUUGAGGCAUUUGCACAGUACGCCGUUGACAAUGCCGAGAGAUUCACCCCAGACCAGCUUAGCAACAUAAUUCUUUCUUUCGCUCGGCUAAAUUUCCAGCCCAGUAACACAGAGGCCUUCUAUUCCACGGUCCACCGCUGGCUCGACAGGCCGCUCGGCAACUUGAACCCGCACCUGCUGGUGGACCUGGUGUGGUCGUGGUGCGUGCUGCGGCAGGCAAAGGCCGCCCAUCUGCGAAAGGCCCUGGCGCCGGAGUUUUGCGCUGACUUCUUAGCCAACCACUCCUCGCAGGGGAAGAGCUACCAGCUCAAGCUGCUGCACAUCAACGCCACGGCCCGGCUGGAGUGUGCGGACUACGGCGGGCCCUUCCUGCCCCCGGACGUCCUGGACAUCAAGAAGCUGCUGGGGAGCAGGAAGGUGACGCCCCUGCAGAGCGGCCUGCGCGAGGCGCUGAGGGGCAUUGCCGGAGACGAGGCCAGAGUCCGCUUCGAGGUGGACACGAGCUGCGGCUGGUGCCUGGAUGCCGAGAUGGUGCUGAACAGCGACAACCAGCCGCUGCCCGUGGCAGACUUCGCCGCUCCUCCGCUGGCCCAGGCGGGGAGAUCUCGGCCGCGCCUGUCUCAGACCAGAAGGCUCGCCUUCCUCGCCUGGGAGUUCCCGAACUUCAGCAACCGGAGCAAGGAGCUGCUGGGCCGCUUCGCCCUCGCCCAGAGGCACAUCCGGGCCUUGGGCUUCUUGAUCAUCGAAGUUCCCUAUUAUGAGUGGAUGGACUUGAAGUCGGAGAGGCAGAAGGCGGCCUAUCUCAGGGACAAGAUGAACAAAGCCGUGGCUGCAGAGAUGGCCAGAUAGGGGUGCACGCAGCUCGAAGCCGUUGGGGGGGAGCAGUCGGACGGUGGCACAGAAGGGGCUGUGCCCCUCUCCCCCUCUUUACGCCGGUGGUGCUGUGGACAGGGGCGGGAGUCUCUCCAGCCGCGCCGAGCAGCCACGGAGGUGAAUGUGCUUUGAAUAAACAGGCGACCAUCUGGUUUGGA